AAGACGGCAGCGACCUGCCAGCGCGGGAAAAGUUGCUCUGCAUUCAAGAAUUUUAUAUUAUUUCAUUCAUAAAUUUCAUAAUAUAUUUAAUAUAGUAAAUGCUUACAAAUUGUCAUCAAUCAUUAUUCAUAUCUUCUAUUUUAUGAUAUUUCAUAUAUGUAGAUAUUUUACAACAUCAUAAAAUUAUAUAUAUAGUAUUGUAAUUGCAAAAAUAACAUAUACUAAGGCUCCCUGAUUGACGAUAGUGUAUUUGGUUGUCAUGGUAACGAGGACGCGCUCGCUCGGUCCGUGGUCAACUUAACACUGUAUUGUCUUUUGUUGAAUUUCUUCUUUCAGUUCUUGGUCUUCUACAACAGUAAUCUUGAAAAGAGGUAAAAAUUAUCCAGUAAAACUGUAAACAUCACAUGGAUCAACGAAACGGUUUAUGACAGAAGGAAUUUAAAUAGAUGUAUUGGCAAUAUCAAGAUUUAUGAGGCUAGUGGCGCACACCUUCUACCAGCACAUCAGAAAGUGAAGACCCACCAACACCGGGCGAGGUGCUAUAGUGCUUUGAGUGUGUGAGUGUGGCAGUGUGUGAGUGUGGCAGUGUGUGAGUGUGUGAGUGUGGCAGUGUGUGAGUGUGGCAGUGUGUGAGUGUGGCAGUGUGUGAGUGUGGCAGUGUGUGAGAGUGUGUGAGAGUGUGUGAGAGUAAUGAGUGAUGAGUGGGGAGUGGAGGUGCGGGCCCUCGCCUCCCUCCUGAGGUCUGACGAGGACGAGGACGACGAGGACGAGGACAAUACUCACUCUGCCGUUGCAGACCUAACUCCGGGUGACCUGGCUGUUAGCACCACCUCCGUCAUCAGCAGUGGGUCAAAGGGCACCAGGUCUUCGUCUCAGGUCACCAGGUCUUCGUCUCAGGUCACCAGGACGUCAGCCGAGGUCAACAUUGAUCACCCUGACCUACUAGGUGACAUCUGGGAGGUGGAGGAAGUAAGACCAGGUCAUUGUUGGGAGGAGAGUGACCCUCGACCUCCACCCGAGUACCAGGUCACCUUCAGGCACCAAGUGUCUGCCAGCCAUGUCUUUCUUCCGGUGAGCGUGGCGGGCGUGGAGGACGUGGUGGUGCGGGUGGUGCUGCCGGGGACACUACUGACGGAGGUCACCCUCGAGGUAACCUCCACUACCCUUCGCCUCGCCUCCCCCGCCCACUACCUCCAUAUCCCUCUACCACGCCCAGUCCUCCAGCGCCAGGGUGUGGCCAGCUGGGACCCCUCCACCCACACCCUCACUGUCACCCUCCCGACCGCCCACAGCCCUCACCUCACGCCCACUAUAAUAAACUGAGUGUCGUGGGCGUGCCACGAGGACGAGUAGCGAAGCAGUCGGAAGCACUUUAGAGAUUUUACCUUUGCGGUUCAUGCCAAAUUAUUAAGUUUAUUUAAAGUUUGUUGACACGUCUAUUGAAGAUUUUUAAAAAUGCUUUGAUAUUUGCUAAGAAAUAUUGUUAUUAAUUAGAGCUUUACGUAAAGUUAUCAUGUGUUACAUUUUAAGGCAUAAAACUUAUUUUUAUUACACAUUAAUGUGCGUGACAAAAGUUAUAUUGUAGAAUAUUCUAUAUACGCUUUAGAUAUGUAUACACUAUUUACUGUCGAUGUGUUUUGUUUGUAAUAUAAUAUAUAAUUAUAUAUUACCUAAGAGCCACAAUCUGUCUAGUGGCUUCGACGGGGACAGGAAGCUGUGGGCUUGUCAAAGGUCACCCCCAUUGAUGCUCAGGAUUUUUUCCAACUUGAUUUUGAACCGAAAUAAUGUUUUGACAUUUACGGUUUCGACGGGUAAGCGAUUCCAUGGAUUUAUAACCCUAUAUAUACAGUAUACUGUAGUAUAUUUAAUGUAUUUUAUUUUCAACAAUUUCCAAUCAGUUACAUUUGGGUAAGAAUUUAAGUACAAUUUUACCUAAUAUGGCGUGUAGUAUAGGUGUUAUAUAAAUGUUAUUUAAUAGGAUUGUUCUAUGAAGUUUAAAGAGGCUUUCUUUGGUAAAGGACGAUUUAUAUUUAGCAAGAGCUGGGUACACUGAACAAGAGCUCAGUACAUUACAUAAGAGUUGGAUACAUUCAACAAGAGUUGGGUACAUUCAACAAGAGCUGGGUACAUUCAACAAGAGCUGGGUACAUUCAACAAGAGUUGGGUACAUUCAACAAGAGCUGGGUACAUUCAACACAAGCUGGGUACAUUCAACACAAGCUGGAUACAUUCAACAAGAGUUGAGUACAUUCAACGAGAGCUGGGUACAUUCAAUAAGAGCUGGGUACAUUCAACAAGAGCUGGGUACAUUCAACAAGAGCUGGGUACAUUCAACAAGAGCUGGGUACAUUCAACAAGAGUUGGGUACAUUCAACAAGAGUUGAGUACAUUCAACAAGAGCUGGGUACAUUCAAUAAGAGUUGGGUACAUUCAACAAGAGCUGGGUACAUUCAACAAGAGCUGGGUACAUUCAACAAGAGUUGGGUACAUUCAACAAGAGCUGGGUACAUUCAACACAAGCUGGGUACAUUCAACAAGAGCUGGGUACAUUCAACAAGAGCUGGGUACAUUCAAUAUGAGCUGGGUACAUUCAAUAAGAGCUGGGUACAUUCAACAAGAGCUGGGUACAUUCAACAAGAGCUGGGUACAUUCAACACAAGCUGGGUACAUUCAAUAAGAGCUGGGUACGUUCAAUAAGAGCUGGGUACAUUCAACAAGAGCUGGGUACAUUCAACAAGAGCUGGGUACAUUCAACACAAGCUGGGUACAUUCAACACAAGCUGGGUACAUUCAACAAGAGCUGGGUACAUAUAAGAAAGGUGGACUGGACUUCACUGCCCCACCCACCAUGAAGCCCAACAAGGUCAGGCAAAAAUCAUAUAGGCCGGUAACCCGGGGUUACCAUUGGAGGAUCUGAAGUGUGUCCCAAGGACCAAUAGGGAUACCAACCCUGCAGUGUCCACUUGACCUGAUGUCUUAUUAAGUGGGCUAACUUUAAGAGCCAGUUGAUUGAAGUGGGUCACACUGAACCUCCCAUUUUACCCUGGUCCCUCAAUCAAAGCAGCAUGUUGCCCCCUAGAUGCAGCAGCCACUGGUAGGAUCAACCACAAGAUGGGGGAACAUAGAGGAAUAUGGAGCUAACACACAAGCGGGCAUUUCACUUGUGCACCAUCAUGCCAGGCUGGAGAGGGAGGAAGGAGCCACCCUGACUCAUGGGUGGUGCACAAGAGUCCCCCUCUUCCUUCCCUCACCUUGUUAAGAGCCACUCAUUGAGGGGGUAGCAAAGAUGUGAUUGGCCUUACAAGUCAAACUCAACUGCUCUUUCAAAUCAUCCCCUCCCACUUUCCCACCAUGCUAAAGUGGCAACCUUUAAGGAGGCUUCAGCAACAUUAUUUAUACCAUCACUCAUGAGAAUUUCAGCUUUAAAUUCGGCUAUACUGUAUUACUAUUAACGAAGAUAAAUGUCAUAGAAUUUAAUGUUUAAUUGAAGAAUAAAUAUGGCUCGAAAAC
Procambarus clarkii (red swamp crayfish) is the source of this 3510-nucleotide messenger RNA. RefSeq names its product Dynein axonemal assembly factor 6 (gene Dnaaf6). The record is from RefSeq and is a predicted model, not a curated record. NCBI's taxonomy places the organism in Eukaryota, Metazoa, Arthropoda, Malacostraca, Decapoda, Cambaridae. Gene Ontology annotation, molecular function: dynein intermediate chain binding; protein-folding chaperone binding. Gene Ontology annotation, cellular component: cytoplasm. Gene Ontology annotation, biological process: axonemal dynein complex assembly.